AUGUGCAGUCCGUUCGAAAGCAUAUUGUGCCAAGUAGAGAUGCUGAGAGUUCUGCCAUCAAAUGCUCAGUUAUCGGCCUGCAAAAAGUUCCAGUUUCUCAAACGGCGCCGAGAUAUAGCGACAAUCUCACAAAUGCUGUUUGGAGCAAUGUCAACAGCAGUAGGCAACGAUUCAUCCAAAAUUCACAUCAUUCCCGAUGAUCAACGGCUUCUUGUCAGUCGCUUAUCUAUAAUACCACGAUUGAGCUCAAAGGAUAUGCGAGUUGCAGCAGAUUCGCUAGAAUCAUCGGAUUUGGAAUCACACUAUAUCGCCGUGCGAUCCAUGGAUAGUAUAAAUGGACUUCACCAAAAGCACGGUUGUAUCUCAUCAACAGCUCCUCCUGAAGCAUUUAAACGAAUUCGAAACGCUAGUUUACAACUUGACGAUGAAACAACUGAGGAAGCUCGACUGUUCUCGCCUCCUACUGCGUUUCGUCUCUCACGCGACCGUCGCUUAGAAAUGUCUCACAAAACAAAUCUUUGCGAACAAUGUAGGCAUGGCAGGAGUUUUGCAAAUCAGUUUGUCAACUACAUAACACUCCACGACUUCGUCAUCUGUUUGGUUAGCCUGCUCGAACGCGACCACAAUGGAAACGUUGUUGUAGCAGAUUUCAGUCGACAACUGACACGACUGGUGGAAAAACUUGAUACGAAGCAUAGCAAAUCUUUUUGUCAAAUGUAA
Cylicocyclus nassatus is the source of this 720-nucleotide messenger RNA. NCBI's taxonomy places the organism in Eukaryota, Metazoa, Nematoda, Chromadorea, Rhabditida, Strongylidae. The record is from the annotation of a GenBank genome assembly.